AUGGUGGAUGCGGGCCGCGUCAACGUGCCCAAGUCGUGGCAGGCCGCCCUCGACAAGCUGCCCACCACCGCCGACGUCCGCGCCGCGUCCUCCUCCCCCAUCGUGCGGGGCGAGGUGGACUACCGGGCCCUGGUGGCCGCCGUGGAGAAGAUGGACCCCUCUGAGUUUGCCGGCCUCGACAUCGACGCGCUCGCCGCUCAGUACUCUGCCGCCGGCGCGCGCGGGCGGUGA
Molecule: messenger RNA, 231 nt
Organism: Monoraphidium neglectum
Lineage: Eukaryota; Viridiplantae; Chlorophyta; Chlorophyceae; Sphaeropleales; Selenastraceae
Exons: 2
Coding region: 1-231 (76 amino acids)
Source: RefSeq, a predicted model, not a curated record